Molecule: messenger RNA, 688 nt
Organism: Rhizopus microsporus ATCC 52813
Lineage: Eukaryota; Fungi; Mucoromycota; Mucoromycetes; Mucorales; Rhizopodaceae
Exons: 2
Coding region: 1-630 (209 amino acids)
Molecular function (GO): nucleic acid binding
Source: RefSeq, a predicted model, not a curated record
AUGGGUACUAUUAUGGCAAUGCGUGCUUUCAACAUUAUAAAGAUCAUCGAAUUACCAUGGAGAAGCUACGAAGAGACUGAUGAAGUGCCGAUCAAAAAACCAACCAGAAAUCCAGGACGCCCAAACAACUUCACAGAGGAGCACAAAGCUCAUGUCUUGGACCUCGUUGAUGACGAUACACAGGUUACUGUUUGUGAUGUAGUUGAAAGUUUGACUAAAUCCUUUGAAAAUUUUUCGCUUACAAAAAUAGCCAUCCAUAAGCACAUGAACGAAACUUGUAAUCUGUCAGUCAAAAAACCAUAUUUCGAGUUUGAGAAACGCAAUAGUCCUGAAAACCUACAAGAGAGACACGAGUGGUUUAUGAAAUGGAAGGAUUCAGGUGCUGACUUCACGAAAAACUGUAUUUUCAUUGAUGCAUCAGGGUUUCAUAUCAAUAUGCAGAAUUGCGCAUGGUCUAGAAAAUCAGAGCGUGCAGUUAUUAAGCUACCUCAAACAAGAGCUACUUCUCAUACAAUCAUCGGCGCUAUAUCUACAAAAUGUGUCAUUCAUAUUGUGUUGAAAAAGCCUCUUCCACCACCUAUGAAAGAUACAAAGAAACGUGUGGGGACAAUAAAGGCAAGACCAAGUUAAUGCAUCCGUAAAAAAAGGAACAACUGACAACAGUUAUUAUUAUUUUAUUAUUAAAAAC